Messenger RNA from Physeter macrocephalus (sperm whale), 2266 nucleotides. RefSeq names its product vimentin type intermediate filament associated coiled-coil protein (gene VMAC). The transcript has 2 exons. NCBI's taxonomy places the organism in Eukaryota, Metazoa, Chordata, Mammalia, Artiodactyla, Physeteridae. Bases 1 to 510 code for a protein of 169 amino acids. The record is from RefSeq and is a predicted model, not a curated record.
AUGUCAGCACCGCCGCCCCUGCAGAUCCGCGAGGCGAACGCACACCUGGCUGCGGUGCACCGGCGCGCGGCGGAGCUGGAGGCGCGGCUGGACGCGGCCGAGCGCACGGUGCGCACCCAGGCCGAGCGCCUGGCUCGCCACGACCAGCAGCUGCGCGCCGCCCUAGACGAGCUGGGCCGCGCCAAGGACCGUGAGAUUGCCGCCCUCCAGGAGCAGCUGCUGACCUCCGAGGCUACUGUCCAGAGUCUGCAGGCUGCUGUGUGCCAGAGGGACAAGCUCAUCAGGCAGCUGCAGCCCCGGGCUGAACUGCUGCAGGACAUCUGCCGCCGCCGGCCACCCCUGGCUGGGCUGAUGGCCACCCUGGCUGAGGCUGAGCGCCUGGGGCCUCUGCCGGCCAGUGACCCCAGUCACCCACUCCCUGGUGGGCCCAGUUCACACCUUGCCAACAGUACUGGGGAGGAAGAGGACAGGGACCACCUCCAGCCUACUGUGUUUGGGACCACUGUGUGAGUCCCAGAGAGUAGCUUCCAGAAUGGAGAAAGAGGACCCCUACGGGAGCUUUUUCCACUGCUGUGGGUGUCCCUGGGGGUCACCAGUACCCCAGAGAGGACCCCGUGGCAGAGCCAUAAUCCUGUCCAAACGUCAGAACCUGCUAAAGAGUCAUAGGUUUCAAAUGGGCGGACUGCAGGCCAAAUGCAGAUGUUGAACCCGGAGAGAAGUUUUUCUUUUUUUUAAAACAAAACUUUGAAUCAAUCAAUAACACUUGUUGGAGAACUGGCAGUGCUGACACAAAAAUCUGGAUUUCUAGCUUCAGACUGGGCCGUGCCUGCCUGGAUCUGAGUCCAGGGCACCCUCUUUAGUGAGUGUGAGCUUCAGGCCCCACAUGUCUCUUAGGGCCAGAUGUCUGGCCCCUGAAGCAUCUGAGUUUGAGACCUCUCUUCUUCUGGUGGAGCGGAUGAUUUGAGUUUCUCUCCCUCUUUUCCCCUUGCCCUGAUUUUUGUUUCUCCCGAAGCAUUCCGCAUCCUAAAGCUUCUUCUUAUUCUUCAUCUCAGUCCAGAAUUGUGAGCCUCAACCCUCAGGCCAUUUUGCAUUGGUUAUAUGAAGACAAAGUUUUAAUCCUAGAUUUUUUUCCCCUAAUUCUAUCCUUCCCUCAACCCAGGGAAGAGCGUGCGUGUGGGAUGUGCUGAGAUGUCUGCAGCCAGGCUUUGCUGCCCAGGCAAACUCGGGCAUCCCAUAAGCUUUUCUUGAUAGCGUCCUGCCUCAGGGUCUUUACACUGGCCGUUCCCUCUGCCUAGAAUGCUCUUUCCCCAGCUGUCACAUGACUAGCUCCUUGUCACUCAGGUCUUUGCUCAAACGUCACUUCCUCCCAGAGGCCUUCCCUGACCACCUUAUUGGAAGUCAUUCUUCUCCACUCCACCCCCACUGCCUCAUUAUAUUUUCUUUAUGUAACUUCUUACCAUCAGAGUGGAAGCUCCGUGAGGGCAGGGUUUUUGUUCUCUGUUUGUCACCAGUGGCUGGCACACCCUGGGAGCCCGGUAGGAACAGGAUGGGUCUAUGGGCCCUGAAGGGAGCCAGGGACCCCAGCACAUCCCAUGAGGCACCCCAGCCAGUGUAGCUUUUUUUUUUUUUUUUUUUUUUUUGCAGUACGCGGGCCUCUCACUGCCGUGGCCUCUCCCGUUGCGGAGCACAGGCUCCGACGCGCAGGCUCAGUGGCCAUGGCUCACGGGCCCAGCCGCGGUGGGAUCCUCCCGGACCGGGGCGCGAACCCGUGUUCCCUGCAUCGGCAGGCGGACUCUCAACCGCUGCGCCACCAGGGAAGCCCCAGUGUAGCUUUUGUAGCAGCAGCUGGCUCCUUUUUAUAUUCCUUAGAGAAUCUAUUUUUUCACUCCUUAUUUCUAUGCUGCCCUUCUUGGCCCAAGAUGUUCGGGGUGCUUUUUUUUAAAAAAUCAAAACAGGGAACCCUGUGCCCUUCUCUGCCCAGCCCAAGUGCCUGGCCUGGUACCAUGGUAGCUUUUUCCCACCUCUUGACUCAGGGAAUUGUCAUACCGGGAACCACGGCGGGGCACAGCCCCUUUUCAGCCUGGAAAGCUCAGCGUCCACCCUCAGCCCUCAGGAUGGGGCCGCCUGGCGUCUCAGAGUGACCCCUCAGUGUGGCAACAAUGGCCUGGUUUUCUCCUUUGGACGAAUAGGGGUUGGGGGGUGCUGUCUGUACGAGGCGAAGGCAGGCUGGGGCCUGUCGGAGCUCAAGAAUAAACCAAAUGAUUUC